GGUAGGUAGAUAGAUAGAUAGAUAGAUAGAUAGAUAGAUAGAUAGAUAGAUAGAUAGAUAGAUUAGUAGGCAAGCAGGCAGGCAGACAGCUAGACAUGAUGGAAACUUAACCAACAUUUUAGAUCCCAAGAAUGUGGACUUCACCUUCUAACUUCAUUAAAUCCUUACUAGAUAGAUAUGUCAGGUCACAUCUCUCAAUAUUUUACUUGGAGGUAAAUCACAUUCAAUUCAAAAGGAUAUUCUUGGUUUUCAUAAGCAGGCUGUAUUGCAGUGUUGGUUAGAUGAGCAGAUUUUUCACUGACCUGAGAGAAAGUUUAAGGGAAAGCAAGUUUAGAUGGAUCACAAGAUGCUCAAGGGUAAAUGUUUUCUUCCAAUAUAUGCUUUUGUUUUAGGCCUUUUCUCAAUCUUGAGAGAUUCUGAGUGGUGUUGAAAUGAAUCUUUUCCCUGAAAUUUCAGAAGUAGGAAGCACUCUAAAGGCUGAGAUGUUUCAUUCCAACCAGGACCAGGAUGAAGGGGAAUAUGGGGGGAAAAUGGAGCACUACUCUGGGAUACAGGAAUAGAGCCUCAUUUCCACACCGGAUCUCCCCUUUUUCCUGGCUUUGUUGACAAGGCAACCAGCAUGGUCCACUGCAAAAUGAGACAUCCCCUCUGGCAUUUACCUCUUCCUCCCUCUUUUCUUUUCCCAAAGGCUGCUGCAUCCUAUUUCAGAGCAGCCAAAGUGGUUGCCAAAUAUUUUAGUGGCACAUUUAAACUUUUCUCUAUAUAUUGAUUUUUGCACACUCCAUACAUAUUGAUUUUGUGCAUUUAAGCGUGUCAUCUCAAACUUUUAUAAAGUAUUGUUUGAUACUAUAAGUCCUUUCUCUCCCCCCUCCCCCAUAUUUUGAAAUGCCUACAAGCCUAAUAGCAAGACUGAAUAGACUGUAAUGUGGUAGGCCAGAGGCUGGGGGGGGGGGGAACCAUAAGGAAAAUUCUGCUUAGGAAUUUAAGUUUAAUAAUAAUUUAAGUAAAGGAUUCCAAGAAUUGAAAAGGAAAGUGCCACCAAUGGAAAAGUUAGGAUUCUGCACAAUAUUAAUCUUGUCAUAUGAAACUGAUAAUAUCUUAUACUUUAAAGUCUAGUGCAGAUACUAAGAAAGGACAACUCUUCACUUUAUGUUGAAUUUUAUCAAAUGUAUUGUAGCUGUGCCUGAGAAGAGGAGUGUCUUAAAAGCCUUUGGAAAUAAGUCCCCUUGCAAGUUGGAUGAGGUUAGAAAUCCAAAGAUAUAUACUUUGACAAUGAGAUUGUUUUUUUCUUUGAGUUCUGCUUUGAAAAUGUUGACAAGGUUAUUAGCUGGUAUUCAUUUAGAUCUUUCCAGGAAUGGGGGUGAGAUAUGAAACAGAUUGAAAUUCUGAGGAUUUCUCCCUCUCCCUCCCUUCUCCCUUUUAGCUGUUUGUUUAUGUGUAAUAUUUUGGAAGUAAUUCAGAACUACUUCUGUUGAUUUGACCAUUAAUCCAGUGAGUUACUACCAUCAAGGAAAACAAGAAAAACAAUUGAUUGAGAUUGGCUUCUAGGUAGAAUUUGUGUCUUAUCUUAGAUCAAAGAAGUUUAAAAGGGUUAGAUUUCAUGGAUACAUAUCUGAUAUAGAUAUAUAUUCAACCAUAGACAUCUAUCUAUUCAUAAAUCUUUUUAAAUUUGGAGUCAUUCUAACAUUAUCAUUAGAUAAUGGAGAGGUUCUUCAAGCAAGAUCCCAAAUAUUUUUGUAUAUGGAUAUGUUUCAUAAUUAUUUCUUUGAUAAUCGUCUUUCACAAUCUUACCUCCUACAAGGAAGAGUCCAACAUGGAAGAUACCAUAGUGAGGAAGGUUGCCCCUCAUUCCUAAAAUCUACUUUUGAGUAUCUUUUGUUUUGCUAAUGUUUCAGUAAUAAAAUGUUUAAAGAUUAGAAGCAUAGGCAUAUAUAAUUUUUCCAUACACGGUUGAUGGAUAGAUAGGAUUGAGAGUAAAAUUUAGGAUGAGUUCCUUGAACUGAAAUCAGUAACUAUUAAAGUCUGAUUUUCAUGUUUUGUCUCCAACUAGGAGUAAUAAUAAGAUUAGUUAUAAAUAUAAGCCUUAUAUUUAUAAUUAACUGAGACACAAUCUACUUCCAAUCAAUGAAACAAAGUAUUUAACUUCCAUAGAUGUUGGUUUCAUAUCCACAGAAAAAAGCUAGGAUAUAAAACAACAAAUAGAUAACAUUACAGCAAUUGCUACACUAAUUGCACUAAUAAAUAAAACAAUACACUGACCCACUCACAUACCACUGGGAAUAAAUUAUGUUGAAUAAAAGAAGACCAGGGCCACUCCUCAAUAAGAGACAAAGAAUUUGUAGCAUUCUAGAUAUUGGAGAAUUAUUACUUCCAGCAGGCCUUAUCACUGGCUGGGUUAUGUCUGGGGGGAAUUGGAAUCUAAGUUCUGAAAGACCACAUAUUUCUCAUCCCUUCACUGAUGUGAAGAACCACUGCAAUACUGAAUGAGAAAGCACCAGUUAUUUUUUACUGCAUUUCCUAACCAGUUACUUAACUGGUGUUUAAUAGUUGGAUUCUGAAUAGCAACUCUUCUGUAGUGAAUGAGAUAGCAAUACAAGAGCUACAAGGCUUUGGUGUACCAGGCAAAAGAUUACUUUUUCCCACUGUCCAGAGAUUAAUGUCCUAGAUUAUUACCUUAAAACAGUUCCAACUCAAAUAUAUUCUAUUGCAACUCCCAAAAGCUCCAGCAGCCAGCAUGCCUGACCAACCUUCCCAGACUGAUGCCUCUCCCUGCCCCCUCCCCAGAUGGCUGGUUCAUAACAGUCCUGACUACCAACAAACAAUGAUCACUCUCAGAGGCUGGGACAAUGGGAGUUGUGUAUGGUAUAUUAAAAGGGCAUAGGUAAGAGAUCAAUAUAAUUCUAUGCUGCCUUAUCCUCAACUGUCAAAAUCCAGCAGCUGUGAUUUAAAGAUUUUUUUUUUUUAAAAAGAACAUUUUCCCAAUUUACUUUGUAAAAGGCCCAGUCCACAGCCACUGAACUACCCUGAAGCUGUCUGAUUGAGGUGAAACCCUAUAUUUCAGGUUUAGUCACAAGAGAAAGCAAUAAUUGGUUGGGUGAUUCUGCAAUUGAACAUGAGGAUAUCUCAAAGGUGCUAGAACUGAAUAAGCUUCUUGAAUGAGAAGUGAAACAUUUUCAAAGGAGAAAACUAAGACAGUCCAAUUGCCUUUUGGAAAAAGCAUCUUUGAGACAACCAUGACCUGGAUGAUUGAGAACCUCCAUAGACAAAUGUGUGGAUUAACUUUCCUACACACUCUCUUCAAGAUAUCAGCCAUAUUCAAGGUAUCCCGGAAUGGAACAAAUGAUUUCUGCUGGAAGCCAGAAAUGGAGAACCCACGAGGAUCUGGUAUCCGUGGACUGGUGCCAACUCGGUGGCAGUUCAAACGGGCCGGCACUUUUAGUAACAACAUGGAGCGCCCGGAAUGAAGCUCAGAUUGUUGCCAGAGGCCGCAGAUCCGAGAAGGAGGUGCUGGGAGGGAGAGGGAGGGGGGCUCCCGGCCAUGAUUUAUAUUCUUGAGGUUGUGUGACAUACGGGGAUACCGAGCCGAGGACUGUGGGUGGGUGGUUAGCGGACGUUUUUAUUACAGAUUAAUAAUAUUAGCAUUCAGAACGGGAAACGAGGUUACUGGAGCCAAGGAAUGUUUCCCCAAACGAAAAUAUUUUAAAACGAUCUCUCCUUUCACAAACGAAACCUUCUCCCCAUUUUAAAGAUAGGUCUCUCUCUGUUCACCUCCCACUAAUUCUAGGUUCAUUGCUUGGCGGCGUCCUUUUCUCUUACUGUCACACGUGAAGGUCAACUGCCAAAUAAAUGUCUUUUUACACCUGAACGUACCCCGGUGAAAUUAUAGCUCUGUUCUCAGGCAGAUUUUAAAUUGAGAACGAGCGGCCCAGCUAAUAUUUUAUCUGAAGAGUUCCGUCCCUGUCACGAAAGAUCAAGAGCACAGAAUUGUGUCCGCCCAUUUUAUGCUUAGGGAAAAAAAAUCUAUCAGACUUCCUGUAGGAGAUGAGCUUAAUUCGGGGAUGAGGAUUUACCUAAUUCCUCUUUUUUUCUGCACGAAGAUAUUGUCUCACUUUCGCUUGCCGAAAAACAACAACAAAUGCUAACUGUUAAGAAACGCAAGUCUGCCUUGCGUCUUCUUCUACUGUAAACGGGAAGAAGCGGCGCUUUGGUGCCCGGGAAAGCUCACAUUAAGGCUUUGUUUUUCCUCAACGAAAAUAAGUGAUUUGGAUAACUGUUGUACCAUUUAAAAAUUGAGAACUGGGCAGUUCAGUGCACAUAAAAAAGUGUUAGGACAAAAAGUCUCAAAAAUCGCUUUUGGAUGCUUGAGGAUGAGUUAGUCCAGAGACCCGCUGCUUUUUUUCAAACUAGUGGCUUUCAGGACUAAACAUCCGCCACCUCGGUUUCAAGUAUUGUAGAGUAUUGCAUUAAUGAUGGUAAUAACAGCAACAAUGAAUUGCAGGUAAUGCGGCUGAAGGGAUUCUUAGAUUUCUGUUUGGAGUAAAACAAAAAAAAAAUCACUCCCAUCAUCGCAAACAUAUUUAUUUUAAAGUAAACGUUCUGUUAUGCAUUUCUCCUCCCAACAUUUGCCCCUUACCUCUUUCUCUUUCUUUAAACAGACCCCUCCUUUUUCAAUUUGUUCUUUUCUAUUAUAUCUCCUGGAUCACUUGCCUGAGUUUUUAAUAGUACAUUUGUGACCUACUUGGCACAUCCCAAGCUACUUCACUAACACCACCACAAGUGUGUAACCUUUAAUUUUGCAGAGGAGGGUUGAUUCCUUACCCAUACCUUGCUUUGAGUUUAUUCCUUCCAAAGCAAUCCUAUAUAUGCUAUUCAGAAGAAAAUGCCAAGGAGUUUUUUUUAGGAUUUAUUCCCAGAUAAAAUUUUGUAGAGUUGCUAAGUAACUGCACAGUUAUCCUAUUUAUUCACAACCACGAUCUAUUCAAUUUGGUUUAGUCGAAGAAAAUCUUUAAAAAAUCUGAAAUAAAUAUUGACUUGGUAAACUGAACUACAGAUAAUAAAUGGAGGAAGAAAUACAAAUUCCCAAUGUUAAAUCUUGCUUUUUUUUGGCAACUAUCCUCCAAUCUUGUCACUUAGGCAAAGAGACUAAACUAAACUAUAUAAAAGAGUAUAUUUUAUCCUGGUAAAAGUUAGUUUACCGUCUGUGGUGGUCUAAAAGUAAUUCUGUAGAUGAAAAAGAUGUUUGGUAUCCAAUCUUGUAAUGGUAAUCCAAAUUAAAAAAAAUAGCCUAAUAUUGCAAAAAGCAUCCUUCUUAGUCGUUUAAGAAAGCCUGGCCAGAAGAAGCUAAUAUCCAAGUGGAGGUCCAAGAUAUUCAUCUGUAUUUCUAGAAACAUUCGGUGUAGAUCAAAGGUAAAGUUGGAUUUAGCCAAGGGCUCAGAUGAAAAAGUUUCUCCCUGCAAAAAUAUUAUUAAAAAAUCCUUAGGCUAAAUAUGAUGUUUUGGGAUAGCCAAGGUAUCUGAGGAAAGAAACCAGACCAUUCCAGCACUUCUUCCUUUUCUCAAUGCCAGUUCUUGUCAAUUCAGCAACUAAGCACCCCAAAAGGCAUAACUAGAAAAAAGAUUGGGGAAGAAAUAACAAUGGAUCUCUCAUUUUGACACACUUACAGGCCUAAAAAUGUGCAGAGACCUCAACUUCUUCCUCCCACUCUCAGUUGUAAUGGCAACUCUCUUUCCUGACAGCAGCAAAAACUGGUGUGAACCUUUUGUUUUUGCAAGCAAAGCUCCCUUUGGACAGGACAGGGGUAAUAAAUCUAAAGUUACUUUGACAUCAUUUAUCUGAGGCUACAGCUAUCUUUGUCUGUCUGUCUGUCUGUCUGUCUGUCUGUCUGUCUGUCUGUCUGUCUGUCUGUCUAUCUAUCUAUCUAUCUAUCUAUCUAUCUUCUACAUCCACUCAUCCAUCCAUUGGCUUACUUUACUUUUCCCAUGUCAAAUUGUUUCAUACAUCCCCAUUCCAAUUUCAUAACUUAGAAGUAACUCUCAACAAGAAAAUGGUUUUGUACCUUUGUACCUUAUAUGCACAAAAUAACACAAUUGGCUUCCAGAAAUGUGCAUUUUUUAUUUCUUAAUACAGAGGCAUCUCUUCCAUGUUCAAUCACACAUUGCCAGAGCAUACAAACCCAAUUACAAAAUAUGGUUUAAUAUAUAAACUUGAUUUGACUCUCCUAUUUUAUACCCCCUUGAAUGUUUAAAAUUUCACUAAUACACACACAUACAAAGCUUCAUGCUACAUGUUUCUGUUACCUUCCCUUGAAGAGUAGCCAUCAUAAUUAUGUCAUAUUCUCUAUAUAUGACAUCUAGUUUGCACCAGCUGAAGUAACAGAAUAUCAAAAGGUUUCUUCUGUAGCUGUACUAAAAUCUCAGUAGAAGAGAAAAAGUGUAGGAUGGAGGAAGAAAGAGAAUAGGAUGAUAGAAAGAGGUGGGGGGAAUAGGAUGCUCUUUCCGAAGAUUUAUUAGCAUAACUUAACAUGUAGUUGAGAAACAUGUGGAUCAAUACAACUCCAGUUCUCCUGCUAGGCCUCUGUAUCCACUAUGUCUCUAUUUGCAUAUUGCCUUUUCCUUAACUGACACUGUCAGGAAGCAACUUGGCAUUUGCCCAAGCCCUCCAAAGCCCACAAGCACACACACACACACACACCCCAUCGCUAUUCCCCUUGCCUGAUACAAAGUCUUUUUACAUACAUAUCUCUUUACCCCCCCCCACUUUAAAUAGCAAGCAGGUUAUAGUAUUAGAAUUAGCACUAAUAUUAGUGUUAUGUUUAAGCCUCUGUCUAGGCAUUGCCUUAUUGAAGGCUUGAUAUAAGCAUUCUUUCUGUUUUCUCCUCCUUGGUACUCUGUCUGUCGGUUGGUCUGUCUAUCCUUCUCUCCAGCUCUCUCUCUUCUCUUGCCUUCUGCUGUAAAGCCAGAGGCCAUUGUUAACCGUGAACAGGGCGUAGAGAGAGUAUAGGGCAGUCAGAAUCCUCAAUAUCUUUGGAAGGCUGUCGAGAAUCUUGUGAUUUCUCCCUCUUCUCACCUUCCCCCUCCUCCCCAAACGGACAGAGAGAGAGAGAGAGAGAGAGAGAAAGAGAGAGAGAGAGAGGAGCAUCCCUCACCAGAGCUUCUAUAUAGAGAUUCCCCCCUCCCUUUGGCGUUAUGACCGGAUUUCUCUCUCUAGAUAUUCCUUGAACAUUUUUUUUAACCGAGAGGAAUGGGGGGAGCUCUCCUCGCUUAUUGAUUGCGUUGCUUGCUGGCUGCGAAAAUAUAUUAUGUCUGCUCGCCGCGCUGCUCUCGUCAGAGGCUAAGGUAAGGUGGACCGAAAUAGGCUAUCAGUUGUGAAUGGCGGAGACCGUGUCUCCAUGAUUUAUAGCUGUAUGACUCGCAUCGCGGUUCAUGAAGAGUUCACAAGCUCUAAGCUUCCUUCCACGCAGCGACUCUCUCUUGCUCGCAUGCUCUCUUCUUCUUCUUCCCCCUCCUUCCCUUCCCUCCCCUUUUCUUCUACCCCCCUUUUGCUCUCUUUUUGCUAUUUUGAAUUCUUUAUUUUCCUUCUCUUUAUUCUUCCUUUUUUUUAGUCAAAUGGUUUCUUUCUAUUUCCUUCCUUCCUUCUUCCUUCCUUCCUUCGUUUUUUUCUAAUUUAGGCUCUAAUGAAUACAGUAGUCUUUUACGUUGAAUUAUUAUAUUGUUCUAUACUUAUCAUUAAAAAAGCUGAUUAAUUUUAUUCUAGCAUAGUAAUAUAAUUAUGAUUUUUCCCACCCAUUAUGGAGGUUAAAGGGGAAAAGGUUAUGUUUUAUUCCACCUCGGCCUUACAAUCUUCCUUCAAUUUUAUCACAAGCUUUUGGACUCUUCAGUUUGUUUUUGUUUCUUUAAAUAUAGUUUAUAAAAGUCCUUAAGAAAAGAGGCGUUUGUUUUGAAAUAUCCUUGGGAAUAAAAAUGAAACUUCCAAGCUGGCAAGAAACAACUUCAGGGUUGUGGUUGACAUUUCAACAACUAAUUGCAAAGACACGAUCUGAUUUCUCAUUCAUUAUUCCAAUGGAUAUUUCUCUAUGUAUGUGUGUGUGUGCAUGUGUUUAACUACCACAACAAUUCCUUGGAGUAAAUCAUUUACGAUUCCAUCCGUCUUAGAGUAAGACAAAUGACCGACAUUUAGAAAGUGUUGAAAGAUGAGGUACAAAAAGGGAUCCAAAUGUUAGCUACUGAGUGCAUAGACUACUUUGAAUUCCUUUUUUGGUAGAAAAGAGAUUAAUAUUUUAAAGAUGCAGCUUAAUUUAAGCCAACAAAAGCAAAAACCCUUUGGUGCCUAUUUCUCCUAGGCCUUCCAGCGUUCCUAGAAAAUCCAAUCCAAAACAAACCUCGAAGGCCUAGAGAGAAGAUAAUAAUGGCUGAGUCAAGGUACUCAAGCUUCCACUUUCAUCAGACAAUCUUUUUUCUGUCUUCUUCAAGCCAUUUGAAGAACAAUGCUAGAUUAUAAUGCUAGAAAUAUUUCCUGGGUGCUGAAUAAAUGCAGGGCAGCUGCCCUAAUUCUUUCCAGGAACACCUGGCCAGGGAAGAUUUUAGAUGCCUCUAGAGACCAAUGGCUACAGUUCCCAGGCCAGGGCAAAGAAUGAAGAGGAAGAGGUGAGCUAUACCGUAAAUUUUGAAUUGAAUCAUUAUAGUCUAUUUGCUGUUCCCCCGACAAUGGGAAGAACUGAGUGGUGCCUUCAAUACUAUUGUUUAUGCCCGAAAGGAAGGAAAAUGGAAUACAGCUACCUGGAUUGAAAUGAAGCAGAGAAGGGUUGAAGAGAAAUAAAGAGAAUUCCUUUCCAUAGAUGCAUGUUUUGCUCUAUUAAAUGCAUUAUAGCUUUUAUUACAUUUAUAAAAUUAAUUUUCCUAGCCGUGAAAGGAGUCCCCUUUCUUUGGGAAGCAUAUCAGCUCCCAUCUUAAGUAAAAUAAAAUACUAACAUAAAAGUAAAAGAGAAACAAAAGCAAGGAACCAAAUGGUUUUGUGAGGAAAAAACAGGAUUUGUUUUGUUCAAAGAGCAGUUGAGAAGUGGGUUGUAGCUGGGCUUUAGGAAAGAGAGAGGCCAGCUCACACCUUGAGCAGUAACAAGACAAAAUUUUAACGACUCAGGGAAGAGCAGUUUCCACAGCCAAUUUCAAACGCAGCCAGGGUUGCAAAAACAGCUUCAAAAGAACCAACAUCAAAGAACUUGAGCUCAUUCCUCUUUUGAAAGCAGCAGAUUAAGUAAAUCAAAUCUGGAAAUAUUUUCAGUUUGAUAAAUGUUGAACCUCAGAAGCACUUAAAGAUAAAGUUAAAUAUAAUUUUAUUCAAUUUGCACUUAGGUUUGUUUUUCCAAAAGUUCUCAAUCCUGAAUUGGGAAAAUGUUAUAUUUUAAUUUUGCAGGUGAGAAACACUUGGUAAUUCUAUUUGAAUGCCUGAGUUUACGCAAAUGCUACUAAAAUUCAUUCCAAAUAGAUUUUCCAAGUGACUUUCCACCUCAGGUAUAGUUUAUGUGUAAGUAAAUUCCACAGAUUUCCGGAAUUUUAACUUCCAAGUCCCCUCCCGUCCCUGUUUUCUUCGUCUUCAUUCAGCCCCUUUAAUAAAUAAGCCGUAGCGAUCCAUUCACUUCCUUGGCACGUGGAAAUAAAAUACCUGGCUCUUGCAUUGGAGCAAGUGUGCGCGCGUGUGUGAAAAGGCUAGUGUGUAGAGAGGUAGUUGGACUAUACCCACGGCUGAGAUUUUGGAGAAUUGAGUUGAACGGUCUAAAAGAAAUCCUGCGACAGCGAUUUCUUUCUCGGUCUACAGGAACUAAAUAUAUGGUGCAGUUAAAAUAAAUAAGCAGACUAACAAAAACGACUGAACUUUAGAACAACAGAAGAGGGAAACGCCACUGAGGAAUCGAUUUGGUGAACGGUUCGUUCGCCUGUUCGAAGCCCCCUCUUUGUGUGUAUGUUUGUGUGUGUCUCUCUCUGUGUAUUGUAUGUGCAUAUCUAGAAAUCUUAGCCCAGUGGAGAGAGGCGAGGUACAUCCAGAGCACCCGGCAAAAAGCUGUUGGCGGCGGCAGCAUCUGCUCCCCGCUCCCGGCCCUCCUCCGUAGCCGGCCAGCUAUUCAUGUCACGCGCUUUUCAACCGCUAAGAUGGAUUCAGAGGCCGAGCCGUAUCAUUGUGUGUGCCUUCUAACCUUUCAGGUCAUCUUCCAAAAGACACCGGGGGAAGGGAAGGCCCCUUGUCACGUGACCCGGGGGGUGCCAAUGUCCUUCCAUGAGAAGGCCAACCGGAGCCUGGUAGCAGCGAGCGAGCGCCUCGGGGAACCCCAGCCAUGCAGAAGACCAGCUACUACGACACUUCCACGCUCUUUGGGGCUUACUCCUACCCGGGGGCCAACGGCUUCGGUUACGAGGGCCCUUCUCCGCAGCCUUUCCAGCCCGCGGCUCAUGUGGAGAGCGAUUACCAGCGGCCCGCCUGUACCCUCCAGUCUCUGGGCAACGCGGCCCCACUGGGCAAGGCGAAGGACCUGAACGGGAGUUGCCUGCGCCCCAGCUUGCCUCAGGAGCACCACCCGCCCCCGCCCGUCUCACCACCCACCAACCCCAGCACCGCCACCAGCGGGAGCGGCAGCACCACAUCCAACAGCACCGGCGGCAGCAAUAACCAUAGCCAAUCGGGGGCGGUCAAAAGUGUCCCCAGCAAAUCCAGCCUGGCCUCUAGUAACGCCGCCCUUACCAAGCAGAUUUUCCCUUGGAUGAAAGAGUCGAGGCAAAACGCCAAGCAGAAAAACAGCUCCCCCUGUGCAGAAAGCUGCAGCAGCGAGAAAAGCCCCCCAGGCUCCUCAGCUUCCAAGAGGGCCCGCACAGCUUACACCAGCGCCCAGCUGGUCGAGCUGGAGAAGGAAUUCCAUUUCAACCGCUAUCUUUGCAGACCACGCCGAGUAGAGAUGGCCAACCUGUUAAACCUCAGUGAGCGGCAGAUCAAGAUCUGGUUCCAGAAUCGGAGAAUGAAGUACAAAAAGGAUCAGAAGUCAAAAGGCCUUGGGUCAUCCUCUGGGGGGCCUUCCCCCACAGGGAGCCCUCCUCAAGCCUUACAGUCCUCUGCAGGCUUUCUAAAUGCCCUACACCCCAUGACUUCAAACUAUGAAGCUCCAUCUCCGCCCUCUUUCAACAAACCACACCAGAAUGCCUAUGCCAUGCCCACUGCCUACCAAAACCCCAUCAAAGGAUGCCCCAGCCAACAGAAGUAUGCCAACACGGCACCCGAGUAUGAUCCUCAUGUUUUACAGGGUAAUGGGAGUGGCAGUUAUGGCCCCCCCAAUAUGCAAGGCAGCCCAGUCUACGUGGGUGGCAAUUAUGUGGAUUCUAUGCCCAACUCUGCUUCAUCGCUUUAUGGGCUGAACCCCCUUCAACAUCACCAGCCCCCCAGCAUGGAGUACAAUGGGGGCCCCCAGAUGGGCUCCAACCAGCACCAUGGGCCUUGUGAGGCUCACCCAACCUAUACAGACCUUUCUUCCCACCAUGCUUCUACUCAGGGUAGAAUCCAAGAGGCACCCAAGCUGACCCAUCUGUGAUGAAGAGCAGAGCAGACUCAGUGGGGAACUAAUAGAGAAGGGAAGUGGAUGUGGGAUUGGUGAGUCAGGGGACAGACUUGUGGUUAAAAUCCUGGCCUCUUCUUUUGCAAAAAGAAACAAACAAACAUUUGUGUUGUAACCCAUUAUGAAACCCAAACCUAUUGUUUCAGGGGCACAGUUUAUUCAUGCUGUGUCUUGCCAUUCCUGCUAGAUUUGAUCCUAGGAUGAAAAAUUGGUUAGGAGACUUAUGGCUAAACCAUACUCUCUGGAGUAGAAGUAUUUCUGUAUAUUCCCCUCUCAAAGAAAGAUGAAAACACCAGACAGCCUAGUGCCCUUCAUGUGGUUGAGAUAACGAUCUUUAGAUUAAAAUGAACAGAUCCUGGGGAUCAGCCCUGGCUAAGCUCUAAAAGACCUGUUGUAAGCCCAGGGUAAGAAUGGUCAGACUAGUGUAACACCAAAGUGCAAAAAAGUCUGUAAGGCUGUGGAAUCUAUUCCUUUUUCUUCAGUGUGAAGUUAUUUUGAGAAAUGCAUCUUAAACACAUUCUAUCUUUUGUGUUCUAGUCUAAUUUAGGCAGAGGAAGCAGAGAUGGGAGUCAGAGUACACUUGUGCUUUCUUGGACCCACAACUUUUGUUAGUUUUAUGAAUAUACAUGUGGGAAACCUGUUUUUAACUACUCAUGAUAGCAUCUUGAAUGGAGCAGCACAUUUUCAUGAGAUACUAGGUCUACAUAGGCAGAGUAGAGCAUUUCUUCAAUUUAAAGAAAAGCUGAAGAACUGCCCCAGCUCACUAUAUAUACAAAAGGAAAUUAACUUCAUUCCUUUUACAUUUUUGGACUUCAACUCCCAUCAGUCCUAGUAAGUUAAUAAAUAGAAAAGGGUUAUGGGAGAUGCAAUCUGGAUCAUCUAGACAUCAACAGAUGCAUAUCACUGUUCUAUCGCUCUGUUUUCAUAACUGCUAAAACCUUAAUUACUCCUAAGUAAAUCUCUACCACACUGGAAUUGAAAUAAUUUGAGUGGGAAAAGAAGUCACCAUUCUGUCUGUUCACAAGUUGCAUUCCCAGUCAUGAAGACAGUAAGGAUUCUUAAUGAGAUUAGGAGCAAAUUUUCCAGUUGUAUGUAUAUGUCCUAUACAGAUCACAAAACAACAGCUUAUUUAUGCAUAUUAGAUGGGUUCCUUAAAUAUAGAUUAUUGAUAGAUUCAUUAAAACUCCAAUUUGAUAGGAAGGGUUUUAACAUGGGUAAGACUGCCCAUGAAAAAGACCUGCUAAAACACUGACACAAUCCCUCCUUGGAAAAAAACUUUACAUACCAUUUAUUUCAAUGCAGUUUGUGAAAGAGAAUUCUCUGCUGAAAGUUAUCUAGCUGUAGAAUUUACUAUUGUUCAUUUCAAGUAUUUUCUUAAAAGUAUGCAAAUACUUUGUUUACAAUUAUAGAAGGGUAUAUAGGUGUUUGGAGACAAUCAGCCAUACAGGAACAUACUCUUAAAGGCAUACACACAGAGGGAUUCAGUCAAACUCAUUUUGAUAAGUUUGAUAAGGAAGAUGUUACUAGUGAAUUUCAUCCCUUUUUAAAAGUCUUUUUCAGAAUCUGUUCAGAUUUGUAUUUCACACAGGUUAUUUGUCCUGAGGUUUCAACACAAAUGUUUGAAUGUAUAAAAACGUCCUGAUUCUUCCGAAUCAUAGAAAUCAAUUGAAAUAGACAAUUUCUGUUACAUUUCUUUUUAAGUUCAUAUAACAUGCACAAAAAGAUCUGGUCUAGAUCUUGAACGCCCCUCAAUAUUUCUUAUAAUUAUGCCCUUCUCCUUUAGCUAAAUACUAAUCUAUCACUAUUCUUAAAGGUUUAUUUUACAAAGAAAAAAGAGAAAUCUAAGGUAUUGAAUGGAAAACUGUCUUUUUCCUUUCUCAAUGUAUCUCCACUCAUAUGCAAAUUGUUGAACAGGCUUACCCCCUUGUCAAGUAUCACUAACCCAAUACUGUUAUCUACAAAAAUACAUCUUUACAAAUUAUUCACUGCUAUAUUCCCCUCCCUCUUCUUUAAUUCUAAAUUUAAAUAGUAAAUUUAACAGCAAAAUUGAGUUUGCUUACACAAAUAAAAAUCUAACAUCUGGAAGGAGAAAAAUAGAGACCCCCCCUUUGUUCUUCCCAUCAAAAUGAUUACCUACCCUUUUUUAUGAUUUUGGUUUUAAGGUCGGUUAAGGACUGUGGGACUCUCUCACAAAUGUCUUUGCAUUUGUCUGCGUAACUUCUCUUGAACGUGAAAACAGGGUAUAUUUGAUCAGAAACUGUUAUGUCCUCCAAAUGGAAGCAAAAUAAAGGAUCCUUUGGGGAGAUGAUUCCUUUAUUAUGCCUCUACUUUGGCCUGACAUUCUUUCUUGCACUUAAGAGUUUACAUUUUAAUGGCUAUAUAUACCAACAUUUGAAGGACACACAUUGGAAUACUAUUUUCAAUGGAGUUGUGCCAUGUUCCGGUAAACAUUCAUAUAUAUAAAUAUAUAAAUAUAUAUUAUAUUAUAUUAUAUUUAUUGGUUAUAGCCAGUUUUAAACUAUUUUUUUCUUUUGUUGCAUUAUUUAUCCCCAACAUUUAUGUAUUUAUAAGGAAAAUGGACUUUUUUUUUUAGUACUGACUUGUUAUAAAGGACUAUGGUGUCUUUUCUUUGUCAUUGUACAACCAAAUUUUAUUUUCCAUUAUUCCUUCUCUCCUCCUUCUGUUUUAGUUAUUGUAAUUUAGGGAAAAGGCCAGUAGUUACCUUCGUACUUAAAAUAAUGUGUUUAGUUCUACUGGAGGCAUGAAAUCAGGUUGUAAUUGUAUAGUCCUCAGUUAGAAGAACUAGCUAAUCCCCACCCCAUCUAAUUCUCUUCCUUCACUUCUCUUUUUUGAAGCAUCUUCCUUUGUUCUUUACAGUAGAUAAGUUUCUUUCUUUGCUGAAAGGGUUGUCUGUUGAACAAUUCUUGAAUAAACUUUCUGUUCUUAAUUUA
Messenger RNA from Crotalus tigris (Tiger rattlesnake), 14541 nucleotides. It is a transcript of the gene HOXB3, whose product is annotated as homeobox B3. Gene Ontology annotation, cellular component: nucleus. Lineage: Eukaryota; Metazoa; Chordata; Lepidosauria; Squamata; Viperidae. Gene Ontology annotation, molecular function: RNA polymerase II cis-regulatory region sequence-specific DNA binding; DNA-binding transcription factor activity, RNA polymerase II-specific. The transcript is spliced from 3 exons. The record is from RefSeq and is a predicted model, not a curated record. Bases 10325 to 11566 code for a protein of 413 amino acids. Gene Ontology annotation, biological process: regulation of transcription by RNA polymerase II.